GCUCAAAGGCGGCGACGACCGCGGCGCACGGGCCGCCCGCUCUGACGCGCGCGGCGCUCCGGCCCGCCCGCACCUCCUCCCCAUACCUGAGCGGGGAGCGGCGCCGCGGCCUCCUGCCCCGCCCGCUCGCAACUCCUGCGCGGCCGCCGCGGCGCCGCCGCCACCUCGGGAGUAAAGGUCGCGCCGGCCGCGAGCGAGCCGGCCGCGGCGCCUCCAGGAAGCCGGCUGGGCAGGUCGGGGGAAGGGGAAAGGGAGAAACUCCCGGCGAGCCCAGGAAGAUGGCGCCAGGCGGGCCGGCCGCGGACUGAGCGCCGCCGGGGCAGCCAGGAGCAGCGACCCGCCGCCCCCCGAGCGCGGCGCCCGGGCUCCGGCCCGGCGCGCGGGGUCAUGUCGGUCAGCGAGCUGUACAGCCAGUACACGAGGGUGUGGAUCCCUGACCCUGAGGAAGUGUGGCGCUCAGCUGAGUUAACCAAGGACUACAAAGAGGGAGACAGGUGCCUCCAGCUCAGACUGGAAGAUGAAACCGUUCGAGAGUACCCAAUCGAUGUCCAAAGCAACCAGCUGCCCUUCUUACGGAAUCCAGACAUCUUGGUUGGGGAAAAUGACCUCACUGCCCUUAGCUAUCUCCACGAACCUGCGGUUUUGCACAAUCUGAAGGUCCGCUUCCUGGAGUCCAACCAUAUCUACACCUACUGUGGUAUCGUGCUUGUUGCCAUUAAUCCUUACGAGCAGUUGCCAAUCUAUGGACAAGAUGUCAUCUACGCCUACAGUGGCCAAAACAUGGGCGACAUGGACCCCCACAUCUUCGCCGUGGCGGAGGAAGCCUACAAACAGAUGGCCAGAGAUGAGAAGAACCAGUCCAUCAUCGUCAGCGGGGAGUCUGGAGCCGGGAAGACCGUGUCGGCCAAGUAUGCCAUGCGCUACUUCGCCACAGUCGGCGGCUCAGCCAGUGACACCAACAUCGAAGAGAAGGUCCUGGCAUCCAGUCCCAUCAUGGAGGCCAUUGGCAAUGCUAAAACCACUCGCAAUGACAACAGCAGCCGCUUUGGGAAGUACAUUCAGAUUGGCUUCGACAAACGGUACCACAUCAUUGGGGCCAACAUGAGGACCUACCUGUUGGAGAAGUCCAGAGUGGUCUUCCAGGCAGACGACGAGAGGAAUUACCACAUCUUUUACCAGCUCUGUGCUGCUGCCAGUCUUCCGGAAUUCAAAGAACUCGCGCUAACGUGUGCAGAGGACUUUUUCUACACCUCCCAGGGUGGAGACACGUGCAUCGAGGGAGUGGACGAUGCCGAGGACUUCGAGAAGACGCGGCAAGCCUUCACGCUCCUGGGGGUGAGAGAGUCCCAUCAGAUAAGCAUUUUUAAGAUAAUUGCUUCCAUCCUGCACCUCGGAAGUGUGGAGAUUCAGGCUGAGCGGGAUGGCGAGUCCUGUAGUAUAUCACCCCAGGAUGAGCACCUGGGCAACUUCUGCCGCCUGCUCGGAGUGGAGCACAGUCAAAUGGAACACUGGCUGUGCCACCGCAAGCUGGUCACCACCUCGGAGACCUACGUGAAGACCAUGUCCCUGCAGCAGGUGGUGAACGCCCGCAACGCCCUGGCCAAGCACAUCUACGCGCAGCUGUUCAGUUGGAUCGUGGAGCACAUCAACAAGGCCCUGCACACCUCCCUCAAGCAGCACUCCUUCAUCGGCGUCCUGGACAUCUACGGGUUUGAGACCUUUGAGGUGAACAGCUUUGAGCAGUUUUGUAUCAACUAUGCAAAUGAGAAGCUCCAGCAACAGUUCAACUCGCAUGUGUUCAAACUGGAGCAGGAAGAGUACAUGAAGGAGCAGAUCCCUUGGACCCUGAUCGAUUUUUAUGAUAACCAACCCUGCAUUGACCUCAUAGAAGCUAAGCUGGGCAUCCUGGACCUGCUGGAUGAAGAGUGUAAGGUCCCCAAAGGCACUGACCAGAACUGGGCGCAGAAGCUCUACGACCGGCACUCGGGCAGCCAGCACUUCCAGAAGCCGCGCAUGUCCAACACAGCCUUCAUCGUGGUGCACUUUGCAGAUAAGUUCCCGCUCGUGGCUGACCUGUUCCAUGACGACAAGGACCCUGCCCCUGCCACCGCUGCAGCUGGCAAGGGAUCGUCUUCAAAGAUCAACAUUCGCUCCGCCAGACCCCCCUUGAAAGCUUCCAACAAGGAGCACAAGAAAACCGUGGGCCACCAGUUCCGCACCUCCCUGCAUCUGCUCAUGGAGACCCUGAACGCCACGACGCCUCACUACGUGCGCUGCAUCAAGCCCAACGACGAGAAGCUCCCCUUCCACUUUGACCCCAAGAGAGCGGUGCAGCAGCUUCGAGCCUGCGGGGUGCUGGAGACGAUUCGCAUCAGUGCGGCUGGCUACCCGUCCAGGUGGGCCUACCACGACUUCUUCAACCGGUACCGGGUGCUGGUCGCGAAGAGGGAGCUGGCCAACACGGACAAGAAGGCCGUCUGCAAGGCUGUCCUGCAGGACCUCCUUAAGGAUCCCGACAAGUUCCAGUUCGGCCGCACCAAGAUCUUCUUCCGGGCAGGCCAGGUGGCCUACCUGGAGAAGCUGCGAGCUGACAAGUUCCGGGCAGCCACCAUCAUGAUCCAGAAAACCGUCCGCGGCUGGCUGCAGAAGGUGAAAUACCGCAGGCUGAAGGGGGCAACCUUGACCCUGCAGAGGUACUGCCGAGGAUACCUGGCCCGCAGGCUGGCCGAGCACCUGCGGAGGACCAGGGCGGCCGUGGUGCUGCAGAAACAGUACCGCAUGCGGAGGGCACGCCUGGCCUACCAGCGUGUGCGCAGGGCUGCCAUCGUCAUCCAGGCCUUCGCUCGGGCCAUGUUCGUGCGCAGAAUCUACCGCCAGGUCCUCAUGGAGCACAAGGCCACCGUCAUCCAGAAGCACGUGCGAGGCUGGAGGGCGCGCAGGCGUUUCCUGCAGCUGCGGGCCGCGGCCAUCGUCAUGCAGUGUGCCUUCCGGAGGCUCAAGGCCAAGCGGGAGCUGAAGGCCCUCAAGAUCGAGGCUCGCUCGGCGGAGCACCUGAAGCGGCUCAACGUGGGCAUGGAGAACAAGGUGGUCCAGCUGCAGCGGAAGAUCGACGACCAGAACAAAGAGUUCAAGACCCUGUCGGAGCAGUUGUCGGCGGUCACCUCCACACACGCCAUGGAGGUGGAGAAGCUGAAGAGGGAGCUGGCGCGCUACCAGCAGAGCCAGGACGGGGACGCCAGCCUGCAGCUGCAGGAGGAGGUGCAGAGCCUGCGCACGGAGCUGCAGAGGGCGCACUCGGAGCGCAGGGUCCUGGAGGACGCCCACAGCAGGGAGAAGGACCAGCUGAGGAAGCGCGUCGCAGACCUGGAGCAGGAGAACGCCCUCCUGAAAGAUGAGAAGGAGCAGCUCAACAACCAGAUCCUGGGCCAGUCCAGAGAUGAGGCCGCCCAAAGCUCCGUGAAGGAGAACCUGAUGAAGAAGGAGCUGGAGGAGGAGCGGGCCCGGUACCAGAACCUCGUGAAGGAGUUCUCCCGGUUGGAGCAGAGAUACGACAACCUGCGGGACGAGGUGGCCGUCAUAAAGCAAACCCCAGGCCACAGACGGAAUCCAUCAAACCAGAGUAGCUUAGAAUCUGACUCCAAUUACCCGUCCAUCUCCACGUCUGAGAUCGGAGACACGGAGGAUGCCCUCCAACAGGUGGAGGAAGUCGGCCUGGAGAAGGCAGCCAUGGACAUGACGGUCUUCCUGAAGCUGCAGAAGAGAGUGCGGGAGCUCGAGCAGGAGAGGAAGAAGCUGCAGGGGCAGCUGGAGAAGAGAGAGCAGCAGGACAGCAGGAAAAACCAGGCGGAACAACCCAAGAAUGACCUGGAUCUGGACCAGGAUGCGGAUCUGGCCUACAAUAGUCUGAAGAGGCAGGAGCUGGAGUCGGAGAACAAGAGGCUGAAGAACGACCUGAACGAGCUGAGGAAAGCCGUGGCCGACCACGCCACGCAGGACAACGCCACGCACAGCUCCCCAGACGGCUACAGCCUCCUGCUGAACCAGCUCAGGCUGGCCAACGAGGAGCUGGAGGUGCGCAAGGAGGAGGUGCUCAUCCUCCGGACACAGAUCGUGAGCGCCGACCAGCGCCGGCUCGCUGGCAAGAACGCGGAGCCCAACAUUAACGCCAGGACAAGCUGGCCUAACAGUGAGAAGCACGUGGACCAGGAAGACGCCAUUGAGGCCUAUCACGGGGUCUGCCAGACAAACAGCAAGACUGAGGAUUGGGGAUAUUUGAAUGAAGAUGGAGAACUCGGCCUGGCCUACCAAGGCCUAAAGCAAGUCGCCAGGUUGCUGGAGGCGCAGCUGCAGGCCCAGAGCCUGGAGCACGAGGCGGCGGUGGAGCAGCUGCAGGCCCAGGUAGAAGCCCUGAAGGAGGAGCUGGACCGGCAGCAGCAGACCUUCUCCCAGACGCUGCUGCUCUCCCCAGAGGCCCAGGUGGAAUUCGGCGUCCAACAGGAGAUGUCCCGGCUGACCAACGAGAACCUGGACUUUAAAGAACUGGUAGAAAAACUGGAGAAGAAUGAGAGGAAGCUCAAAAAGCAACUGAAGAUUUACAUGAAGAAAGUCCAGGACCUAGAAGCUGCCCAGGCGUUGGCCCAGAGCGACAGGCGGCGCCAUGAGCUCACCAGGCAGGUGACGGUGCAGCGGAAGGAGAAGGACUUCCAGGGCAUGCUGGAGUACCACAAGGAGGACGAGGCCGCCCUCAUUCGGAACCUGGUGACAGACCUGAAGCCACAGACACUGCUGGGCACCGUGCCCUGCCUCCCCGCCUACAUCCUCUACAUGUGCAUCCGGCACGCGGACUACACCAACGACGACCUCAAGGUGCACUCCCUGCUGACCUCCACCAUCAACGGCAUCAAGAAAGUCCUCAAGAAGCACAAUGACGACUUUGAGAUGACGACCUUCUGGUUAUCCAACACCUGCCGCCUGCUCCACUGUUUGAAGCAGUACAGCGGGGACGAGGGCUUCAUGACCCAGAAUACGGCCAAGCAAAACGAGCAUUGUCUUAAGAACUUCGACCUCACCGAAUACCGCCAGGUGCUGAGCGACCUUUCCAUCCAGAUCUACCAGCAGCUCAUCAAGAUCGCCGAGGGCUUGCUGCAGCCCAUGAUAGUUUCUGCCAUGCUGGAAAACGAGAGCAUCCAGGGGCUGUCUGGGGUGAAGCCCACCGGCUACCGGAAGCGCUCCUCCAGCAUGGCGGACGGGGACAACGCCUACUGCCUGGAGGCCGUCAUCCGCCAGAUGAAUUCCUUCCACACGGUCAUGUGCGACCAGGGCCUGGACCCCGAGAUCAUCCAGCAGGUGUUCAAGCAGCUCUUCUACAUGAUCAGCGCGGUGACCCUCAACAACCUGCUCCUGCGCAAGGACGCCUGCUCCUGGAGCACCGGCAUGCAGCUCAGGUACAACAUAAGUCAGCUUGAAGAGUGGCUACGGGGAAGAAACCUGCACCAGAGCGGAGCAGUCCAGACCAUGGAGCCCCUCAUCCAAGCAGCUCAGCUCCUGCAGUUGAAGAAGAAAACCCAAGAGGAUGCGGAGGCCAUCUGCUCCUUGUGCACCGCCCUCAGCACCCAGCAGAUUGUCAAAAUUUUAAACCUUUAUACUCCCCUGAAUGAAUUUGAAGAACGGGUAACAGUGGCCUUUAUACGAACAAUCCAGGCACAACUGCAAGAGCGGAACGACCCUCAGCAACUGCUGUUAGACUUCAAACACAUGUUCCCUGUUCUGUUUCCAUUUAACCCAUCCUCUCUGACCAUGGACUCCAUUCAUAUCCCAGCCUGUCUCAACCUGGAGUUCCUCAAUGAAGUCUGAAGGCGCAGGCUCCCAACGUUAACUUGAGUCCCAGCAAGAGCCAGCAAGCAUACACAGGAAAGUGAUUCAGGGAUCUGUGUGAGGUGGUGAAAGUGGAUUCCAUCAGAGCCCGACUACACGUGGACAGUGCCGCACUACACGGAACAAGCCACACUCACGUCAUUAUUUUUUGUACCUACUGCUCAGAAUAAAAACACUUGAAAUAUGGAAAA
This is a messenger RNA of Oryctolagus cuniculus (rabbit), 6065 nucleotides long. NCBI's taxonomy places the organism in Eukaryota, Metazoa, Chordata, Mammalia, Lagomorpha, Leporidae. The record is from RefSeq and is a predicted model, not a curated record.